GCACUCCCUAGAUCGUAAGUCAACUGUAGCUAUAGCGGCCAUUCAGCAUGUUUUAGGCAUUUAACAGGCGUAAAUAAAUAAAUAAUCUGUAGCGAAUUCAUUUCACUCAAGAGGAGUUAAUAACCAGAGAUCUACUAGAGGCUCUCCAACCAUGCUUGGCACCGUGUGGACGCUGCUGUUCUUAGGCUUCCACCCAGAUGGGGUCUUCUGUAGGAAGUUCAACACCCUGCAACUGGUUUCGAAGGUGGUCCUGGAACUGUCCGACAUCAACUUGGUCGUCUGCCCCGCGGCCAUCGAGGAGGCCCUGGCCCAAAUUUACCUGGGAGCCGGCGGAGAAACCGAGGCGGAGCUGAAGGACCUUCUGGGCUAUCCGGGCAGGUCGAAGACUCAGCUCUUGGAGGCCUAUCGACGGGCCAAGAAUCCCCAGUUGAAUAUUGUCAGCCGAAUGUUCCUGUCGAAGGGCUUUCACAUUCUGCCAGCCUACCAAAAAAUGUCCAUGAGGUACUUCAAUACCGACGCCGAGAGCACGGAUCUAAGUGUUCAGGGUGCCAGGCAUGUCAACCAGUGGAUCACCUCAAAAACGAGGGGCGAGAUCGUUGAUCUAGUAGAUCCCUUCAUGAUGGACGGCGCGGCGAAAGUAAUUCUGGUGAGUGCCGUCAGCUCCGAAGCCUUCUUUAAGUUUAACAGUGUGGAAAGAGCAUUCUACCUGCCCGAUGAGAAACGAUCGGUUGGCGUGAAGAUGAUGGAUCUGGUGGGGAAUUUCAAAUACAACUUUCAACGUAAGUUGGAUUCCCACAUAGUGGCGUUCCCCUAUGGCAAGUCAAACCUCUCCAUGGCCUUGAUUGUGCCCAGAACCUUUCGGGGCAUCACGAAGCUGGAGGACAAUCUGGAGCACCUCGACUUGGUUCGAUUGAAGCCGAAAAGAGUUAAUGUAACCUUUCCCAAGUUCAAGAUAAAAUACAGUCAGGAUAUGGCCCAGCCACUGAUUGAUGUGGGUGUCAAGAGCAUCUUUUCCCACCCCAAUCUCACUCACCUCACCAAAGCUAAGGAGUUCCUGAAGAUCGACAGCAUAGCGCACUCGGUCUCCAUCGAGGUGAACGAGAGGGGAGCCAAGCUCUCAGCAUCCGCAGACAGUGAGCUGGAAAAAUUACGAUCAAGGAAAAGAAGAUUCAAGUCAGCACUCAAGGUUACUUGCAAUCGUCCUUUUCUGUUUGCCAUCGUACAGGGUACCAAAAUUGUAUUCUUUGGAAGAUUAAGUCGUCCCGAAUAAAAUAAAUCAAAGAUAUACAGUAA
Molecule: messenger RNA, 1293 nt
Organism: Drosophila biarmipes
Lineage: Eukaryota; Metazoa; Arthropoda; Insecta; Diptera; Drosophilidae
Product: serine protease inhibitor 42Dd-like
Exons: 2
Coding region: 152-1270 (372 amino acids)
Molecular function (GO): serine-type endopeptidase inhibitor activity
Source: RefSeq, a predicted model, not a curated record